GCAGCAGGGUCAGGAUCUCAGAGUUGGGAGAGCGAUUUUGGCACUUACGCAAAGAGGACGUCCAUCUCUCCUUCUGAACACGCCACCCCUGCUUUUUUCAUACAUGCAUGCGCUUUUAUUCUCUCUUCUGACAAACAAAAAGACUUAGAGAGUGCGGGAUGUACACGGCCGGGCUCAACCCGUUUUACGCGUCAAACUUCAGCCUCUGGUCCGCGUACUGCGCGGGGGGCUUCGCUGUGGAUACGAUCAAGAAACCAUCGUUUUGCAUCGCAGACAUCUUGCAAGCCGGAGAUGCGGAGAACAUCCCGGGAUCCUCGGCACUCGUGGUGCACAUGGGACACCACCACCACCACCACCGUGCGCAGCAGGCUCACUCCGGCGGCUCUCCGCUGCGUCCUUCCCCGGUGGCGCCGGAGCCGUCGGUGUACGGUGCGCGGGUGAGUCCGGGGUCUCCGUACCACAGACACGGACUACAGUUGACCUCAUUGUCCAGAACUGCAUUUACCUCCCAACAAGCUCCACCGCCUUCCAGCAAAGACCUCAAAUUCGGAAUUGAUCGGAUAUUGUCGACGGACUUUGACCCAAAGGGAAAAGAAAAGCUGUCGCUAAGAGAUCUCACGUCCAUCGUUAGCUCGAACCGUCAGUCAGGGAUCCACAUCCCCGUUCAGCCUCCGGCCAGCCAGUACUUCUCCUCCAUAGACCCCGGGAUGAGCGACGCGUCCUCCAUGAUGAGUUCACUAGGCAGCAGCAGCAGCAGCAGACACUCAGGCCAGCAUCAGUUUCAGGACACCUUCCCAGGUAGUCCACUCAUGUUUAGGACUGUUAACAGACAGGGGACCGACCUGUCCUGCUCUCAUGUUGGAGGUGUGAGUGCACCUGCAGAUGAUGUACACCUCCGCUUUGUGGAACCCGUGUUUUUGACCUCAUGUCCUCCUCGUGUCGCCUCUACAGGUCCGUACGCCGUCCUCACAAAAGACACAAUGCCCCAGACGUACAAGAGGAAAAGGUCGUGGUCGAGGGCCGUGUUUUCAAACCUGCAGAGGAAAGGACUGGAGAAGAGAUUUGAGAUUCAGAAGUACGUCACCAAGCCGGACAGAAAGCAGCUGGCUGCGAUGCUCGGCCUGACGGACGCUCAGGUGAAGGUGUGGUUUCAGAACAGGCGGAUGAAGUGGAGACACUCCAAAGAGGCCCAGGCGCAGAAGGACAAGGAGAAGGACGAGAAGCCGGAGAAGGGCGCGUCGGAGCCGGGCAGCAGGGAGCCCAAAGAGCCGGAGGAGUCCGAGUGUGAGAGCGAGGGCCGGAGCGAGUGCGACUCGGACGAGGCCCCGGAGGAGGAAACCUCCGACGGACACUUGGACUCUUCCGAGCUCCAUAAAACCAGCGUGAUCAUGAGCGGGGGCGCGCCGGCCUGCAGCGCACCGCCGACGGCCACAGACUCAGCGGCCUCCUCUCAGGUGCUAAUAUGAAGCCUGGGGUUUUUUAAGUGAUGGACAAAGACAUAAAGGGUUUGAAUUAUUAUUAUUAUUGCGACAGAAGAACGACAGUGAUGUUAAAACACAUGAGGAGUCAGCUCCAUAAACAAACACAUCCAGGCCUGUGCGUUAAAAUCCUGUGAACCAGAGGAGUCAACCUGUAUUAUUAUUAUUAUUAUUAUUUAACGUGACUCGUUAUUUUAACCCAGACACGAGGAAAAAUACUCCAAAUCCAUUUGUUAAUUCUUAUUAGAUGUUAUCUUCAUGAUGUUUUAUUUUCUCUGUGAGAGUAAAACCACAGAUUAUUUCAGUCCAUCAGAUUUCUGUGUCUCCUCAUGUGAAAGAAAAGAAAAUGUGCGGUUGUGAAUUUUAUUUUUUAGGUUAUGAGCCACUUUGUUUCACGUUAUUAAUGAAAUCUCAGAAGUUCACAUCAGCAGUGUUCAUGUACCCUGUUUGUUUUUGGUCUGGAUAUACAGUAUAUUGUGU
Molecule: messenger RNA, 1958 nt
Organism: Paralichthys olivaceus (Japanese flounder)
Lineage: Eukaryota; Metazoa; Chordata; Actinopteri; Pleuronectiformes; Paralichthyidae
Source: RefSeq, a predicted model, not a curated record